CCUUUCAAGCUCAGUGAAGCAGGAAGCAGAAAGCAGAAAUUUUUGAAAGGAACCCUAAGAAUCAUUCCUUUUAUCACUUCUAGAGCUUUUGGAAGAACCCCAUUGACAAUCAUGAAUGGAACGAAACGCUUCGGCGCAUCCGACUCGAGCCCCGACGCGAACGAGACGGCCUUCAGGAAUAAAAGAGUAAUGGCAGGAUCUACCUUUGAUGUACCCAGGGCUGAAUCGUCUCAGUGGUUGGCGGCAACAGCUCCGUUGGAUAUGCAACGGGCUAACUCAUCUUGGCAGCAUGUGAGAGCUCUCAAUACCCAGUUUGCAAGUUGGGUGCAAGAACAAAUGAAGAACCACCCGGAUGAACUUUGGGAAGAUGGUGUUCGGGACUACCUAACUCAUGCCUCAAACAUUAUGGACAAGUUCAGUGAUGUUGUCAAGUGGCUCAAAGCUAACACAGCGAAAGGAAAUAGCUUGUUCACUGUAGAAUCUCAAAAUAGUGAAAAUAAAGUGGUGUUUGAUACCAACAAUGGGGACAUAAAGUUAUCUCAAGAGAAAACUGGGUUUAUUCCAUCAGGCACCACUACAAGGUUUGCAACAUCAUGGAGUUCUGGAGUAUUCUCAAGUAGUCAAACCUCUGGGUUUACUUCAGUGAGCACAACAGUGCCUGUCUCAAGUUCCCUGAGCUCUGGAGUAUUUUCAAACGGUCAAACUCCUGGAUCUACUUCAACAGGCAUGGCUACAAACUUUGCAAAUUCAUUUAGUUCGAAAACAUUUUCAAACAGUCAAGCCCAUGGAUCUAAUCCAGCAGGCACAACCACAACCUUUGCAACUUCAUCAAGUUCUCAAGUAUUUUCAAACAGUCAAACUCCUGGGUUUACACCAGCUGGUACAACUGCAAGCUUUUUGAAUUCAUGGAGCUCUGGAGGAUUCCCAAACAUUCAAAAGCCUGUUUCAUUUGGUGGAAAUCAAAGUCUAGUCACCGUUGCUCAAAGUCCCAUUCCAACUAACCGUGACGCUUCAGAUGAUGUGGAUGGCGAAAAUGAAUUGGACCAGCCUAGCAGUCCAUCUGUUAAAAAGUCUGAAGAGAAGGGUAUAGUUGUAGUUCAUGAAGUCAAGUGCAAGCUUUAUGUGAAGUCAAGUGAUCCAGCAGAUAAAGAUGCAUGGAAAGAUAAAGGCACGGGGAAGCUUUCCAUUAAAUGCAAAGAGGGUAUCGACAAGGGUACAAAAGAAUCUAAACCAACGAUUGUUGUUAGAAAUGAUGUUGGGAGACUGCUGCUUAAUGCACUGAUAUAUCCUGGCAUCAAGACAAAUUUACAGAAGAACUCCCUUGUUGCAAUAUUCCAUACCUCGGGUGAUGGUGGUGAUGGAAAUAAUGGUAGCAACAACAAUAAUGUUGUGGCACGUACCUUCUUAAUUAGGACAAAAACAGAGGAAGAUCGAAAUAAGCUGGCCACAGCCAUUCAAGACUAUGCUCCAGCAUCUUGAAAAUAACUAUAAGCAACGUCUUAUUGUAUUAACUAUUACAUCGAGCUUCAACAUUGUAAUGAUGUUGCAGGUGACACUCUUUUUUCCCCACAAUAUCCUUUUAUAGAUUUUCAUCCAAUUACUUGUGUUGGGGCUCCAUGACCCCACAGGGUUUUUUUUUUUUUUUUUCCUGAUUAGUCUAAAAAAUAAAUGUAUCUAGUCAGAGGCCACUGCACUGUACCAGAAGAGGAAUGAAAGUGAUUAUGUUUUGCUGUGAAAUUGGAAUAUGAUCUCUUUGUGCCCCAUAUAUUAUCCUUUUGUGUAAAUAAUAACAUCAUUGUUGUCCAUUCA
This is a messenger RNA of Juglans regia (Persian walnut), 1809 nucleotides long. RefSeq lists its product as uncharacterized. The transcript is spliced from 9 exons. Bases 112 to 1479 code for a protein of 455 amino acids. Gene Ontology annotation, biological process: intracellular transport. The record is from RefSeq and is a predicted model, not a curated record. NCBI's taxonomy places the organism in Eukaryota, Viridiplantae, Streptophyta, Magnoliopsida, Fagales, Juglandaceae.